AUGUUUUCUUCUUUUGGGAUCCAUGGGUCUCCCCAUCUCUCUUCACAAUGUUUCUUUAUUUCCUGUAGGAAACACAGACUGACAAGAACGCAAAGUGCCUUUUCCCCGGUUGUUUUCAGCCCCCUCUUCACAGGUGAAACGGUGUCGCUGGUGGACGUGGACAUCUCUCAGCGAGGACUGACCUCCCCUCACCCUCCGACGCCGCCGCCGCCACCGCGAAGGAGCCUCAGCCUUCUAGAUGAUAUCAGUGGGACGCUGCCUACAUCUGUCCUAGUGGGUCCGAUGGGGUCCUCCCUGCAGUCUUUCCCUCUGCCUCCGCCUCCUCCACCCCAUGCCCCAGGUCAGCUUAGCUGUAGCAGCAAGGCUCCCACGCCUUCCCGCGGAUCGUCCCUCUGCGGCCGGCGGGGGCCCGGGCCCGCCACGCGGGCCCCGCACCUGCAGUGUCCCCUGUACCGCCCCGACGCCAGCAGCUUCGCCGCCAGCUUGCGGGAGCUGGAAAAGUGUGGCUGGUACUGGGGGCCUAUGAACUGGGAGGAUGCAGAGAUGAAGCUGAAGGGGAAGCCAGACGGGUCCUUUCUGGUCCGAGACAGUUCCGACCCCCGCUACAUCCUGAGCCUGAGCUUCCGAUCGCAGGGCAUCACCCAUCACACCCGCAUGGAGCACUACAGAGGGACCUUCAGUCUGUGGUGUCAUCCCAAAUUUGAAGACCGCUGCCAGUCUGUGGUGGAGUUCAUAAAGAGAGCAAUCAUGCACUCAAAAAACGGGAAGUUUCUUUACUUCCUCCGAUCCAGGGUUCCAGGUCUCCCUCCAACGCCUGUCCAGCUGCUGUAUCCAGUCUCCAGGUUCAGCAACGUCAAAUCCCUUCAGCACCUUUGCCGCUUCCGGAUCAGACAGCUGGUCCGUAUAGACCACAUCCCAGAGCUCCCCCUGCCCAAGCCUCUGAUCUCCUACAUUCGCAAGUUCUACUACUAUGACCCCCAGGAAGAGGUGUACCUGUCACUGAAGGAAGCUCAGCUGAUCUCCAAACAGAAGCAGGAGACUGAAUCUUCAACGUAGCAAGGCUGCCUCUCCCGUCUUGUUGCUGUCACUGAUGGAAUUUGAUAGUUGCCAUCCUGUAGCCCAAGUCAGGCUGUGGUGGGAACAAAGCACACGAAAGUGAAGCCUGCUUCUGCAGUGUGACUUCUGCUCUCAAGCUCUUUUGUAUACAGAAGAGGGUUUAAGACUCCCAGGAAGCACAGCAGAACAGGAACAAGAGCCUCAGCUCCUGGCUGGGGGAGAGGGAGUCUCAGGAGAGAGCUGAGCCCAACUCACGGACUCCUUGCAGAACAAAGAAUGUCAUGGCACUAUUUACGAUUUUUUGAAAGUUUUAUUUUUGAUGUCUUCAUUUUUUUGUUUAUUUUCAGCAUGGGAAAUAUUGUCUUAUGAUCAGCUGAAUUUUAUUAUCCUCCCUUGGAAACUUCAAGGUCGGGGGGAAGAGAGAGAGAAGGGGACUCUCUAGGAAGGUCUUCUGCUCCAGGCAUUAUGGUAAGACUGUUCUUUGGCUCUCAUCAAAAGGGGCUGCAGCCAGAGAGCUGCUUCUGAGGCAGAAUGAGCCAGAUUCAUGUGCAGCUAUGUAGAAAAACCUCUGGGGAACAUGGACAGCGUGCAGCUCUAGCUGCCCUGCUUUCUAGCAUUU
Molecule: messenger RNA, 1675 nt
Organism: Tinamus guttatus (white-throated tinamou)
Lineage: Eukaryota; Metazoa; Chordata; Aves; Tinamiformes; Tinamidae
Source: RefSeq, a predicted model, not a curated record